UCUUCGUAAUACGUUCGUUUUGAAUUGACGGGGUUCCAAGAGGUCAACACUUCAAAUACGAACAGGUGGUGACUUCAACAACCAUUGCUAUUAUUCGUUAAGUGAUAAUAUAUCUAAAACUUAACCAUGUAUUUUAUUUUUCGUAAUCUGUUUGACUAAUGUAAAUUCAAAAGCACUCUUAUAGGAGUAAAUAUUUAAGAAUUUUCGAUUUAAAAAUUAUGAAUUUAGUUUGCGCACGUUUGUUUGACAUUGAAGAAAUACAAAAUUAUGCUUUGAAUUAGUUGUCUUUGAAGUGUCGAAACCAAAUACAGGUUGCUUAACAAACUUUGAAAAACUGAGACUUGCUUUUCCAAAAAAUUUCUGUAUUUGUCUAGUUUGUGUCUAGUUGAAUUUGUAUUCGUAAGCGAAAACUGACCAAUGAAUUGUUAUAGCAAUUUUAUUGUUUCCAUCCCUUUUGCAUUCACUGAAUUUUUCAUAUCACAGCUCUUGAACUACUUUAUAUGUGUGUAACAACUUAGUCAACUCAUCUACUUUUGACUCUGUAAAUGAAGAUUCCAUCGAUUUCCAAAACUUUUUAGCACAAAUUAACUGAAGCAACAUCAACUGCUUUAGACAACUUGGAACAAUCCUUAAACGUUCUUCGACGUACAUAAAAGUUGAGAAUAUAAAAUUUUCAUUAUUUCAACGAUUAACUUGGUCAUUUUUCAAACAUCGACUUCAAGAAAGAAACACUGACUGCAUUCGAUAUUCAGAGCUUGAUGAUAAGCAUUGACUGAACCAACAACAGUUUUGCAAUUGACUACAUACACUACUUGACAAAUCUCCGAGAUUUUCCGAACUAUUCGACGUAUCUGAAAGACAUGAUAUUGAUAUUUUAAUGACAAACUUAAUCAAUUCGCCAACUGAUUGACAAGUGACUCAAGAAGAGAAAAGUUUUAUUCGGUAUUCAGAUCUUGGAAGACUUUGACUGAACCAUUGACUGACUCUAUUGCGCCGUUGACUACACUGCUUGAUACAAUUUAAGAGUUCACCAAAGACGUUCAACGUAUCCAAAAAUCAUGCACUCAUCUUCAAUUAAGAGAUUUAUCAUCACUUGAGGACUCUCACAGUAUGCGAAGCCAAUCAAAGAUCUGAACCGCUCUUAGGUACAGACAGACUGACAGAUGCGCCUCGUCGGUUGAGUUCUUCUUCAGCGUCGUUUCCCAGUCCAGAGAUCAAACUGUUCACCACAGGAUCCGCAACUUGUCUGCUACUCAGGAGUCCCGAUGUGAUUCGAUGCUCCGGCAGGUGGGCGGCUUCCCAGAGGAUGGAAAAAAAGGAUCGGCUUCUGGACAUCCCCUGUAGAGUUUGCGGAGACAGAAGCUCAGGAAAACACUACGGAAUCUACAGCUGUGACGGCUGUUCUGGUUUUUUCAAGCGCAGUAUCCACAGGAAUCGCGUAUACACGUGUAAAGCGCAAGGAGACCUCAAGGGCAAGUGUCCUAUCGACAAAACACACAGGAAUCAGUGCAGGGCUUGCAGACUUAGAAAGUGCUUUGAGGCGUGUAUGAACAAGGACGCCGUCCAGCACGAACGAGGCCCACGCAAACCCAAAUUCAAGGACAACGCAGAAUCUCCCAUCAAGACUAACCAUCAUCACCACCACCUGCAGCUGAGCCACCCUCUCGCACAUCACAGACUCACUGCACCGCAUCACAACCAGAACUACGGCAAGCUGGCCUUCGACAUGUCCAAGCUGCCCUCUUCAUUAGCAGCCGCAGCAGCAGCUGCUGCUGCAGCUGCCUCCACGGGCGACUCACCGGGCGGAGGACUGUUCGGCUCGCCGCCCCCACCCAAGGAUGCAUCGGCUGCGGCCGCCGCCUUUCUUGGGGCGUCAUCGGCCGGAGGGCUACUCCAGAUGCUGCUGAACGCAGAAAAGUCCCAGGAGAUGAUCUGGAACAGCGUGAAGCUAGGCGGAGGGGCGCUGGCCGGUUUCCCGCCCCCACCCCAUCCUCUCUGCCCCCCAAUGUUGAGCCCCUCGGAGGGCGGCGGUGGAGCCGGAGGGGGAGGCAGGAGCCUACUAGGCUUCGGGGCGGCGUCUCCUCCUAUGGGCUCUAACAGGGAGUCUGUCCAGGAGAUCACGGCACGGCUUCUGUUCAUGGUCAUCAGAUGGGUGAAAUGUCUACCCACAUUUCAGACCUUGACCAAGACAGAUCAGGUUAUCCUUCUGGAGGAAUCGUGGAAGGACUUGUACUUGCUGAAUCUAUCACAGUGGUCGGUGACACUGGACAUCCUGGGGACUUUGCCCCGGCCACCCCUCGCCCUAACCAGGGCGUCCGCCCAGGAACCCCACCUGGUGGACAUGCACUACGUCCAGGAGGUCAUGCGGAGGUUUCGCCAGCUCUCGCCAGAUGCCACGGAGUGCAGCUGCCUGAAGGCUAUUGUCCUCUUCAGACCUGAGACCGUGGGCUUGUGUGACGUGCACCCAGUGGAGAUGCUGCAAGACCAGGCGCAGUGCAUCUUGGGCGACUACGUGCGCCACAAAUAUCCAAGGCAACCGACGCGGUUCGGCCGCCUCUUGUUGCUCAUCCCCUGCCUAAGGGCCGUCAGCUCUCAGGCCGUCGAGAAGCUCUUCUUUAAGGAUACCAUUGGAGACAUCCCCAUUGAGAGGCUCAUAGGAGACAUGUACCAUAUGGAGAGACUCGAAUAAGAGGUUGACUCAUUGUAGUUAUCCAAAGACUCAUCGGGUUGUGAAUACUGUUGUUCUAAUUACUCCCAUCAUACGCUGCCGAUACUUUAUCCAGAAGAAAAAAACUGAUACGGACUUUUCUCCUACAUGAUAGAAGGAAAAAAAUUCCUCAGAAAAUGUUGUUCUUUUUUCUGUUAUUCCGGACAAAGCCUAAAUGUAUUGAAAAUCGUAAAUACUUUUUAAAUAAAUGUACAGUGUUCUGUGUUA
Molecule: messenger RNA, 2935 nt
Organism: Argiope bruennichi
Lineage: Eukaryota; Metazoa; Arthropoda; Arachnida; Araneae; Araneidae
Gene: dsf
Product: protein dissatisfaction-like
Exons: 8
Coding region: 1307-2689 (460 amino acids)
Biological process (GO): regulation of transcription by RNA polymerase II; cell differentiation; anatomical structure development
Molecular function (GO): RNA polymerase II cis-regulatory region sequence-specific DNA binding; nuclear receptor activity; zinc ion binding
Source: RefSeq, a predicted model, not a curated record